Bombyx mori (domestic silkworm) is the source of this 1521-nucleotide messenger RNA. RefSeq names its product high mobility group protein A (gene Hmga). The record is from RefSeq and is a predicted model, not a curated record. The transcript has 6 exons. NCBI's taxonomy places the organism in Eukaryota, Metazoa, Arthropoda, Insecta, Lepidoptera, Bombycidae. Gene Ontology annotation, molecular function: DNA binding. The coding region runs from base 495 to 839 and encodes 114 amino acids.
GUGUACAAGCAACCAAUAUUAGAGGCAGGUACAUAAGAUUUGGUGAGCUCUUUUUUAAGAAGUAUUAAUGCCUCUGUAGGUUCGUCUGGAUCUAUAAAGAACCUAUAUCUAGGAAUAAAUAUACGUCUCCAUUUAGCCUGGCUAAAUAGUUUGUAAAGUUCAUUUGUUAAGAAUACAGAGCUAAUUAAAAAACGGAUAUUUUUGGCGGUAAAAAGGUCCCGUGUCACAGACUAUAUUCUUUUUCCCACAUCUCGUGCGUUCCGGCUUACGCAUCAUAAAAAGUGUAGUACACACAACACAAAAGAAAAAUUACAAAACACUAUAAAUGCUAAAGGCGCCCUCUAUACAGACGCCGCUCAGUGUUGUUUUCCAGACCUCCCGCAACCCGCUGUGCUGGUCUCGCGGCCCGCCAUAAAUUCUCACGGCAAUAGCGGCAUCGCUUGCUGUAAACAAGUUUUAGCUAAAUACCUACAUUAUAAAUUAUUUAGUGAACUAUGUCUGACGACGGUUCAACAGUUGUUGAAAAGAAAGGACGCGGUAGACCAAAAGCCAAUGGAACACAACCUGAGUCGAAAGAACUUAAAAAACGAGGUCGGCCUCCAGCUGCCACCAGAACAAAAGAUUCUGCUAAGUCUUCUGAUGAUGAACAAGCACCAGUAGCUAAACGAGGUAGAGGCAGACCAAAAGGUUCCAAGAAAAAAGCGGGAGUCAAGGGCAAGGGUGAAGGUAGAGGUCGUGGACGGCCACGCAAAGAUGCACCACCUCCAAAAAAAGAUGCUGCUUCUACUGAGGAAGAACAGGACGAGGAUGAAGAAGAUGAAGGAUCUGAAGACCAAUAAAUACUUGUGGGUCUAAAAAUCUUAGUGUAAUUGUUCUCUGUGAUAAUUCAGUAUGUGUACUGUGAAAAUAAACUUUUGUUUCUCAUUAAUGGUUUCAAAAUUAAAAUAUUUGGUUAACUCUCAUGUUUCAAGUAACCUACUGAAUUAUCGUGAUAGCACAACAUUCUCAAUUGAGAUUAUCAGCCCAAAGUAUUCAUGUAAGAAAGGUUUGUUUUAAGAAAUGAUUUAAUUUUUAAUGAUCAUUAGUGCAUUUAAAUAUAAUGUAUGAACUAUGGUAGCUAUAUCUUACAUGAGUAAUUUUGGGAGGAUUCAGCUCUCGUCAACGUACAACUUUAAGAAAUAAUUAUAAGAUCUUUCUUGUAGAUUCUAUACAAAUAGGUAUUUUGUAAUUUCUUGAUUUAUAAGAUAGAUUUUUAGAUUUAUAACUUUUGACAUACAUAUGUCAAGUAUUAUUUUCUUUAAUAACGAAUAUUAUGUUUACUUUAAAUUUAAAUUUUAUUUUCCUAUUGAGUAAUAUGUAAAAAAUUGUAUCAUCUCCAGUUUGAUAAAAUCAUGUGGUAGUUUAGUAUUACAUUAAUUUUACAUCUUUGCUGACUGAACAAGUAUUAUUUCUGAUGACAAUUUUAAUAGUAUAUAUGUCUGUGAAUGUACAAUUUUAGAACAAAAUAAAAUAAAAAUCUUA